Messenger RNA from Mya arenaria, 903 nucleotides. Its product is annotated as snaclec 1-like. The coding region runs from base 160 to 903 and encodes 247 amino acids. The transcript has 5 exons. Lineage: Eukaryota; Metazoa; Mollusca; Bivalvia; Myida; Myidae. The record is from RefSeq and is a predicted model, not a curated record.
UCGUGCAAAUAAAAGAGAAAUCAAAUCAAAUAAAUAAUAAAUAGGUAUUAAACUGUUUAGAUAUUGACGCAGUGCAUCUUAAUAAAUUAAUUACAAUAUAUGGAAUUCUGUUUACACAUCUCAUUGUGAAUGAAAUAACAAAAAGAAAACAAGUAUAUAAUGGAUAUAGGAGUUGUUCUAGUGGUUUGCAGUAUUUAUUUUGUGGAGUCCGUUGCGCUAUGCCCUGCUGGAUGCGAGAACGGUUGGAGUUUCCAUGACGACUUCUGCUACCAAGUGAUCCACGCGCAUGCGCACUUCGAGGCUGCCAAAGCGAUAUGUGAGGUCAAGGGCGCAGAACUGACGUCGUUAUGGUUACCAUUAGAAGUGGAGUUUGUAUUGGAACAGCUUAAUCAGCUGAAUCUAACCAAACCCUCAGCGUGGAUCGGGGUCGGCGUUGCCAGGGGCAACAAGUGGGUGUGGUUGGACGGAUCAGGCAGUCUUGAUCAAGAUUUAGAACUUCCGGGAGUUGACGAGGACCUGUGCGCCACGCUGACCCAUACCGGAAGUGUGGCCUUCCUAGAUUGUGACGACAUGCUUGACGCGUUUGUCUGCAAAACACCUAUUCACAAGAUAUACGUUCCUGACGAGAUGAACAUAUCCGAUAACGGCAUUUAUCUCCGUAAAAAUCCCGGGCAGACGAUUUUCGAGCGCCUAUGGCCACCGAUUGUUGACGUCAUCAACAUGGAGAUCUCCACGGCGACGUAUCACUUAGCAACCAUAGAUGUUGCGCACGAAACCGACUGCGCAUACCGUUGUUACACUAUAGACGAAUGUAGAGCGUUUAUUGUCACCUGCAAAUCUUCCAGAAAGUGCAAUGUAAGACUAUGUGAACUUAUGGCAGGUCUCGCAAAGCUUCAACUUUAA